AUGCCAUGUAAGCGGCUUCACCACCGCGGGGAGAAAACGGUGCAUGUGCGGAGCGCGGGCUACGAGAAGAAGAGGAUGAAUGUCAUGCUCGGCAUCACUGCAGACGGUCGCAAGCUCCCCGCGAUGAUCACCUCCCGAAGGUCCGUGUACGUGCAGGUGAGGUUAUCCAUUCCAACCGCUGAGGACACGGAGGCUGCUGUGGCGAUGGAUCACGAGGGUUGCGGGGGCCUGCCGCCAGAGGAGGCCAAAGAGGAGGAGGAGGAGGAGGAGGAGGAGGAGGAGGAGGAGGAGGAGGAGGAGGAGGAGGAGGAGGAGGAGGACGAGGAGCAGGAAAGAGUCGUAAAGAGUGCUCAAUGA
Messenger RNA from Closterium sp. Yama58-4, 357 nucleotides. NCBI's taxonomy places the organism in Eukaryota, Viridiplantae, Streptophyta, Zygnematophyceae, Desmidiales, Closteriaceae. The record is from the annotation of a GenBank genome assembly.